AUGACCAAAGUCGUUCUUCGAGGCGACAAACAAAUUCUAGAGCUUCAAUUGGACGAUUCAUAUUCUUACAUAGAUUUAGUCGACAAAGUAGAUCUUUUUCCAGCAGAUUAUGGCGAAAAUGAAUACUUCCAGGAAAACGUCUGUAUCAUGGAAACCCAUGAGGGAACUGCCAUAGGGUUCAUACUGAAAUGUGUGGUAGAUAAGAUGAAAGAAAUUGCGGGCGCAGAAUUCGAUUUCGUUUUCGUGCCAAGCAGUCGAAGUAAGAAUCGGUCUUACAAAUUCAGGUCUGAAGACUUCCAGGCCCGCAAUGAUCAAUUGCAUGCCUUAGCGACCAAAUUAAGGUCUCAAACAGCCUUCGAGUGUCUUCUGGGCUGGAGAGACGAGUUUUACACUGUGUACUGCGAACAACGCAAACCUUACGUGCUCGUGGAAAGAGCUCUUUCCGGUUUGCUUGGCAUUGUGACUUAUGGGAUCCACGUCAACGGGUUUGUACGGGACCCCGAAACCGGGGAAAUCAAAAUUUGGGUGCCGCGUAGGUCUGCUACGAAAUCUACCUGGCCUUCCAUGCUUGACAACGUUAUUGCUGGCGGGCUUGGCUACCCGUAUGGCAUCUACGAAACUAUGAUUAAAGAGAGUCAAGAAGAAGCCAACUUGUCGAAAGAUCUAGUCGAAUCGCACAUUAAAUCCGUCGGUGCUGUAUCCUAUUUUUACUUUCAAAACGAGACUCCAAAUGGGGUGCAAAAGUUCGAUACAAUUUCUUCGUUGAUCACCGGUGAGGUAGAGUAUCUUUUCGAUCUCGAGUUACCGCUUGGAGUGACACCUCGGCCCAAUGAUGACGAGGUAGAAAGCUUCAAACUACUGUCCUUGCAAGAAACAAUUGAUGCUCUCAGAAGCGGACAGUUCAAACCCAAUUGCGCUUUGGUAAUGCUGGAUUUUUUGAUCAGACAAGGCUAUAUCCACUCCGAAAACGAGCCAAACUAUCUGGAAAUUAUCUCCCGCAUUCACCGGCGUCUGCCUUUUCCAACCCGGAAUUAA
Molecule: messenger RNA, 1035 nt
Organism: Lachancea sp. 'fantastica'
Lineage: Eukaryota; Fungi; Ascomycota; Saccharomycetes; Saccharomycetales; Saccharomycetaceae
Source: the annotation of a GenBank genome assembly